AUGUCAAGUCAAAAUUAAUUCUAAAUUUUGUGUAUUAUCAAAAAUAUUUACGCAUUACAUAGUAUAAGUGCAAAAAUUCAUGUUCUACGUUUACAGCGUUGUUUAGAGUAAAAUUGACGUGAUGGCUGAAAAGUGCGAAACAAAUCCCAACGAGGGAGCAAGUACACCCUUACAAGAAGAUAAAUCAUCUGGAAAUUGGUGGGACUCAUGGCUAUCAUCAGCCAAAACGAAGUCCGCAGAAGUAUACACGAUGGUGAAGAAGGACUUGGACGAAAUCGGCACAGCGGUCAAGUGUGAAGCGAGCCAUGUUUUCAGUUCUACCUCCAAUGCGCUAGGAAAGACCUUUAAGCUCGACGUACCAGAGUCUCCAGCGAAUGUUAUGAAAAAAAGUUUUAGCACGUUCAUUGGUCAAGUAAGCACCGUUUUGAACCCGGAGCCUGACGACGAAGAUGAUACUGAAGUUAUCUUGUCAUCGGGAGAUACAACAAUGUUGUCCACAUACAAAAAGGAGCUAGAAGCCCUCCAGCGAGUUGAUGCUACUUACAUAGUGCCCGCGUACAGUCCAGAGUUCGAGGCCUGGCGCGCCAGCCUCGAGAAUACGGAGGCUGGGGUCAUAACACCCUCUUCGGCAAUAAAAAGGCUCGAAUCGAAUCCCAUUUUGAAAGGGCAGUAUGAAAAAUUGGUGCCAGAUGCUGUAUCACAUGACGAGUUUUGGGAGAGGUACUUAUUCCGCGUGGCGCUACUUCAAGAUCGCCUGGCCGCUGCGUCACGGAAACAACCACAGGAUCAACCUUCUGCCGAUCCCGUUUUGGCGCAUUUGCCUCUCCAAACACCUAUCCAGCAGAGUCCUAAGAAAGUGCUCUCUGGACUAGACAGUGAUGUUCCCUAUGAAAAAGAUGAAGACGAAGUUGUCGCAUGGGCGGAUGAAGAUUUUGCACAUGACGUUGAACUUACAGAGGAACAACAAAUACUACUUCUAGAAGAAUAUGAAAAAGAAAUUGCUUCAAAGAAAAUAAACAAACGGUCAUCCUCACGAGACAUGGUUAACAACAAUUCAGAAAACAACAAGAAACUGCCAUCACUCAAAGACGAAAUGAACAAUCAAACCAUAGACAAGAAAAACAAAAAUGGUCGAACGCCAAAAAAAGCUGUUAAAGCCGAUGAGUGCGGAAAUAAUUUAGUGGAGGACUAUUUUGGGGAUAAUCAGGUUAAAGAUGAUGCUAGUGCAAAUUCUGACGAGAGUUGGGAGAAGGAAUUUGAAAUAGAAGAACCUGUGGCACAGAAAGCCUGACUCUACCUUCUAACCAAUCCGGCCAUAAUAUAUUAAAAAAGCUAUUUCUCAAAAUUAGUUUGAUGUUAUAUAAGUUUUAUUUUAAAAUAUUUCAUGACAAAAUUGUUACAGUAAUUUAAAAUGAUUUAAAAUCAUGAUGUAUUGCAAAUAUAAUUUACUUAUAAAAUAUGUAUAUCUAUGUAUACGAUCUUUAAACAAUUCAUGCGAGAAUGGUAUUUGACAAAAUGGCAGAAACGCGCAUAUCCGUCAAUCAGCACGUUAAAAUUACUUGAAACAUUUUCAAGUUGGCAAAAUCUUCAAGUAAUUAUAGGUUUUAAGGCUGGAACCGUAUUAACCGUUGUAAUGUAAAAUAAAUGUAUUAUGCAAAAUUACUUUGCCCGAAAAUGGGGUUAUUCAGUCUUAUGAUAUAACUGUAUUUAAAGGUCUGCAUUUACAAAAAAAUAUAUAUUUUUUAUUACUUAUACAACGGUAAUUCAUAAAAUCAAUUAUAAAAUAUAUUUCUUUUCGUAGACGUAAAUGAAAUAAUAUAAUAAACGGAGGAUAAGGUGAAAUUGUUAGAAAAAGAAGUGAAAGGUUAUGUAAUAUAUAACCAAUAUGUCGUGUAACAUAUUUUACAUAUUUUCAAAAAGAUUUGCUUAAGGAGUAAGGCAUCACACUUUGGUAAAGAAAAAGUACCAAAAAAUAAACACAUUUUAAUCGUCAUUCGUACCGAAUUAACGUCGCCCAUCCGUUUUAUACCUACUAAGAUAGUUAUAGUCAAUAGUUUUUGGCGUUUUAUUGGUGGUUACUCGAGUUUAGAAAUCUAGAAAAAUCUAAAAUCGUUCAAAAAGUGAAACUCGAUUUGGUCGGAGAAGUGGUGACAUUAAUAUUUUCCGUAAUUGACCCUAUACAUUGGACAAAUAAAGAAAGGAAAGACUAGCGACUGGCGUUUGCAGUAUUAUUACUACCUACUAAGCUACCGUAGCUGUCUACGUAGCGUGUGUCUACGUACAGUUCUUUAAAUACAGAAACUCUAAUAAUUCACGAUCUUACUUAUAAUCGCUUACUUGUGUUAAUUAUCUCUAUGCCUGUCACUUUUCCUUGCCAGUUAGUGAAGAGAUAGAGAGGGGGGGGGGGGCACAACAGCAACAGCAAUUUUAAGCAUUUCUUAAAAUCAUUUUGAUAUUUAUGGAUUAUAAAUACUCAACGUUACUAAAUAUUAUGACGCCGUCAAUUCUCAUGGUGUCACGGUCACUUUGACUUAAAGUAAAAGAGACAGCACGAGACUUACGGCGUCUUAAAAUUGAGUAGCGAGUUUGAGUAUUUGGGCAAACAUUGUCAGUUUCUAUAUUAUUUUUAUAUUUGUAGGUUAAUUAUAAAUGCGUGGUAUUAAAUAAAAACAGCAAACGCUAGUUCACACUUUUCAUUCCGUAUUUGUCAGGUAUAGCGAUUAUUAUUAAAAAAAAAUCCUUAAAAUACACCAAAUUCAUCACUCACUCUCGGAGCACUUCGUAAAUCUGCACGGAAACGUGCUUAUAUUUUCGUUUGUAUUCCUUCAAACAUUUCCUUCAACUAAAUAUUGUUGGUAUGGUAUUUAUAAUAUAAGAAGUUAGGCGUAUUGAUCUUAGAUUAUAAAUAUUAUACUAUAAUAAAUUAUAUAUGGGUAUCACAUUCGGUUAAUGUACCAAGGACUUAUUGUUCAAAUACCUAAUAACAGCUGGACUAACAAAACUAUUUAUUGAAUAACUUUAAACCCAUCGUCUGUUAUCGAAUAUGUUGUUAAAUUAUAGAUGCGAUGCUAAAUUAAUCUCAUUUUACCCGCAAAUGCAUUUAUUUUCCACUUCCAGUAAUUCUAAGACUUACUGCACUAUGUACCUUCUUUUAGUUAUUUAUCACCUGAACAAUUGUGUUAUUAUUAUUUAUUAUAAUAUAUUAAGUUGAGAAACGUGACAAUUUUGCAACUAUACAUGAUUUCUAUUUACCGUUUAUGCGACAUUAUUGUAUUUCAAGUUAUUACAGAUUAUUGUAUAGGAGUAUUUAAUAGAUCAAUGUACUAUAUUAUUUUUACUAGAUUGUUUGUAUGUUUGCUUUGGCAUGAUAGAAUAGAUAUGUUACUAUUAUACAUUCUACUCACCUUACGUCAAUAUCUCAAUGUUUGUGGAUCAUCAUGAUUUACGGUGUCACUUCUUCUGUGGUGUACUUGUGAUAGCUAUGGUCAUUAUGUCAUAUAACUGUAGUAUCUUGGAUUUAUUCCUCACAUUACAAAGAAAUAUCUCUUAGCACUGAAAGACCACUCAUACUACCAUAACAAAAAGUGUGAUAUCCCUAACAAAUAGAUAUCCUAAUAUAAUGAUUUUUCAAUAGAUCUAAGAUAUCGGUACAGAUUGAUUUAGAAUCAAAUAGAAUUGCGCUAUAUUACGCUAUGGAAUUAACGAAUGGACGGUAAAUAAUAAAGUAUUCAUAGGGACAAUACAUUUUGGCAAGUUUAUUAAUGCGUAAUGACAUUUUCUGUUAUUUCGUAAUUGUAAUAUUACUGUGCAAUAAAAAUUAUCUGUUGGUGAAAUUACACGGCAUAUAUUCGCCACAUGUCUAUUGGUAAUUAAUUACAAAAAUGUAGUUAAUAUUAAUAUGUGGUGUUGUAAUUUCGUCGCGUGUUUACAAAACAAAAUUUUAGUUUUAAUAAUUAUUUAGGUUUACGAUCCUCAACUCGCCCGUUGUAUUGAGUUGACAUAAGUUUCGUUAUGUUUUGUAAAUUAUGAUUUUAAGACUAUGAAUUAAAGUUAAUAAAAAUUG
Messenger RNA from Parnassius mnemosyne (clouded apollo), 4063 nucleotides. The record is from the annotation of a GenBank genome assembly. Lineage: Eukaryota; Metazoa; Arthropoda; Insecta; Lepidoptera; Papilionidae.